This is a messenger RNA of Schistocerca gregaria, 891 nucleotides long. RefSeq names its product trypsin alpha-3-like. Lineage: Eukaryota; Metazoa; Arthropoda; Insecta; Orthoptera; Acrididae. The record is from RefSeq and is a predicted model, not a curated record. Gene Ontology annotation, molecular function: serine-type endopeptidase activity. The transcript has 3 exons. Gene Ontology annotation, biological process: proteolysis. The coding region runs from base 1 to 801 and encodes 266 amino acids.
AUGGAAGGGAGAAUUCAGAACAAACCAGACAGAAAUGAUGAAGCCUGCUCUGCUGCUGUGCCUGGUGGUCGCUGCCUGCAGCGCCGCUCCAUCCACGAGGCUUGGUUGGCUGAGGCCCGCCCACCAGGGCCGCAUAGUGGGGGGCGACGAGGUGGACAUCUCGCAGUUCCCCUGGCAGAUCUCCCUGGAGUGGGCGGGUUAUCACUAUUGUGGCGGAUCCAUCAUCAGUUCCACGUGGGUGCUGUCUGCAGCACACUGUUUGGAACCGGGCGAUUUAGAGUAUUACUUGGCACGAGCAGGUACCGCAUAAGAGGGACUGGUGGCUCCACCUUCCAACUGGCUUCCAUCCAGGUUCACGAUGAAUUCAGUUGGACUACGGGGGAAUAUGACAUAGCUGUCUUUAGCAUCUCUGGAACGUUCUCAUUCGGCAGCAAUAUUCAGACGAUCAACCUGGGCACGAGAGAACCUGCUGUUGGCACACUUGUCACAAUAAGUGGAUGGGGCGACGUAGCUUUCUCAGAGCCUAGUGACUCGCAGCUGCGGGCCGUGACUACUGAGAUCGUGGACAGGGCCACGUGCAGUGCCACGUGGGUCGGCAUCGCGGAGAUCACGGAGAACAUGAUCUGCACGGGCGGGGAUGGCAAGGGCGCUUGCCAGGGCGACAGCGGCGGUGCACUGGCCGUGGGCUCCACGCAGUACGGCAUCUUCUCACGCACGUUUUGCUCCAUGAACAACGUCCCUGAUGUCUACACGAACGUUGCUGCCCUACGGUCCUGGAUCACCAGCACCACCGGUGUCUAGUUUGCUACAUCCACUGCUGACCAUCGUAGUUUAAGAAAGAACACUAGUUAAAAACCGGUACAUGAAGUGCUGUUGAUUUCAGAUGCCGUA